AUGAUUAUAUUAUUACUUUCAAUUAUUAUUUUUAUUUUAUAUAUUGUAAAAAUUUUUAAAAAUAAAUCAUGUUGUGGUAAUGAAAUUAUAUUACCACCUGGACCAAUUAGUUUACCAUUUAUUGGUAAUUUACAUCAAUUAGCAAUUGAUCCACAUUUAGCAAUUCAAAAACUUAUGUUUAAAUAUGGAAAUGUUAUGACAGUUUAUUUCGCAAAUAUUAAAACUGUUGUAAUAUCCGAUCCAAAUUAUUUAAAAGAAGUAUUUGUAAAUCAAUCACAUAAAACCAGUGAUAGAUAUUUAAUGGGUACAUCUAGAAUCAUUGGUAAUGAAAAAGAUAUACUCUUUUCAAAUGGUCAAUAUUGGAAAAACUAUAGACAAAUCUUGGCUCAAUCAUUCUUAAAACUUAGAGACCAUAAAGGUAUUACCGAAAAGAUUUCAUUGGAAUCUGUAAAGUUAUCACAAGCAUUUGAAUGGUAUGCCACCUCUGGUCAAGUGGUUAACCCAUGCUCACUAUUCAAAAUGUAUACAUUAAAUGUUAUAAUGCAAUUACUUUAUUCCCAUCGUUCUUCUUACGAUUUAAAAGGACAACAUCCAAUAAUUGAUGCAUUAAAAAUGGUUGAAGAAUCAUUAGCUGUUGGAAAUGUACUCGAUCUAUUUCCAAUUUUAAAUAUUUUCUUAAAGAAAAAUAAAUUAAAAUUAGUUAAUAAUUUACAACAAGUUUGGUCAUAUAGUCAAGAUUCAAUUAAAGAACAUAGAGAAAAAUUAUUAAUAAAUCCUGAAAAAAUUGAUGAUUUAUUAGAUUUAUUUAUUAAUGAAAUUAAAUUAAGUAAAAAUUCAGAAUUUUUUGAUGAUGAAGGAUUGUAUAGAGUUUGUUCAGAUUUAUUAUUAUCAGGAACUGAAACUUCGUCAUCAACAAUGUCAUGGUUAUUAUUAUUUUUAAUUAAUAAUCCAAAUUUUCAAGAUAAAGUUAGAACUGAACUUUUGGAAGCAACUGGUGGUAAGAAAACAAUUGGAUUAACAGAGAAAUCAAAAACACCUUUUUUCAAUGCAUGUAUUAAAGAAGCAUUACGUAUUAGACCAGUUGGUGCAUUAUCAUUACCAAGAAUUGCAAGUGAAGAUGUAACUUGCGGGCCAUAUACCAUCGAAAAGGGUAGUCAAAUAAUAAUGAAUGUUUAUGGUUUAGCUAUGGAUCCAACAGUUUGGGAAGAUCCUGAAACUUUUAAUCCAUAUAGAUGGUUAUCAAGUGAUAUCUCUCAAUCAACUUACUCUUUCAUUCCAUUUGGUUGUGGUUCAAGAGUAUGUGUUGGUUCAUCAUUAGCAAGAGAUGAAAUUUUCUUGGGAAUCGGUAAUAUUUUAUUAAAUUAUAUUUUCGAAUCUCAAAAUGGUAAACCAAUCAAUGAAAAAGGUCAUUUUGGUAUUGCUUUACAAACUGUUGAUUAUAAUGUAAAAUUAACUAAAAUUUAA
Dictyostelium discoideum AX4 is the source of this 1464-nucleotide messenger RNA. It is a transcript of the gene CYP516A1, whose product is annotated as cytochrome P450 family protein. Lineage: Eukaryota; Evosea; Eumycetozoa; Dictyosteliales; Dictyosteliaceae. The record is from RefSeq and is a predicted model, not a curated record. The coding region runs from base 1 to 1464 and encodes 487 amino acids. The transcript has 3 exons.